AUGGCGAUGAUGACUGGCCGUGUGCUGCUGGUGUGUGCCCUCUGCGUGCUGUGGUGCGGUGUAUUUGGAAUUGCGGCCGAUGGUGAAGUUGACGUUACCAGGGAAAAAGAUGAGAGUUUGGAGGGCCCACUGCGUGGAUCUCGAGAAAAUGAGGAUGGACCACAGAAGUCACUAGGUUCAGUAAUGCAGAGGUCCAACACCGCAAAUCAGGCGUUGAGUCUAGAAAAUGGAGUUAUGGUGAGCCAGCCAGAGGAUCCUGCCAAAAAACAAGUGCCAGAUGAAGUCGAGACGCAAAAAGAAAGUGAAGAAACGGAAGAAGAAGAUUAUGACGUUGUUGAUGAUGAUGAUGAUGUUGAGGAAGAAGAGCGAGAAGAGGAAGCAGUAGAGACAGCAGAGACAGAAAUACCCAAUGAUCAAACAAAAGAGGAAGCAUCAUCACCACCACAAUCAAAGCACAAAAAAGGGCCAACACCAGCAAAAGGAAUCCCAACAACACAAUCACCAGCAACGCCAGUACUACCAACGACGCAAGGACAGCCGCCAACGGCAGCGCCAUCACCAGAAGAUUCACCAGUCCCAGCAGCGUUGGCAGCAACAGCGGCACCGAAAUUAACAUCAUCAGAACAAGGAAACAUACCAGCAGCGGCGCGGAAAAAGGAUGAAAAACAAUCGGAAGUUAUUGACCCGGCACAAGAAAGCGAACAGCCCGGUCCUCAAGAUUUCGUGUUAGUGCAACAUUCACAAGGUGUUCACGAGAGCAAGGAGUCAAACAGCAAUCCACGAAACCCAGCCAGCGCCUCCGCCGCUGCCAACCAGCGGGAUGCAACAUUUAACGGUCAUGGUGAACCAGCACAAACAACAUCUUCAAAUAAAAGCGUUUUUGAGAUUAACGACGCUAACAGUGGCACUGAAGAAGGGAUAUCAAGCGAUGAUCCAACUGCUGACGGUGCAGGGAAAAACGACACAAAAAACAGUCAAAAUAAGCAUGGCAAUACGAAGGAAACACCAGUCGAAGCCACGGCCAUGAAGGGUGCCGCGGCGACGACUGGCGACAGUGACGGCAGCACCGCGGUCUCCCACACCACCUCCCCUCUUUUGCUUCUUCUUCUUGUUGUUGUUGCGUGUGCGGCUGCGGUGGUGGCCGCGUGA
Molecule: messenger RNA, 1149 nt
Organism: Trypanosoma cruzi
Lineage: Eukaryota; Euglenozoa; Kinetoplastea; Trypanosomatida; Trypanosomatidae
Product: mucin-associated surface protein (MASP), putative
Exons: 1
Coding region: 1-1149 (382 amino acids)
Source: RefSeq, a predicted model, not a curated record